GCUCAGACGCCAAGAGCCAGAUUGUCACGUCCGACCUGGCCACGGCCCACUGCUGCAGGCCACAGGAGGUGCCCUCUUUCCGCUUCGGCGGGGCGGACCCCGAGCUGGAGGCGGGACGCGUCCCUGGCGGGACGACGUGUUACGAGGGGGAGACCGUCUCGGAUCGCUGCCGCCGGCCAAGGCGUCAGCACCACGCCCGACGGCGCCAGGUACGAGGGCCAGUUCGUCAAGGGGAAGAAGAGCGGCCAGGGCACGUACCGCUACCCCACCGGCGCCUCCUACACAGGGCAGUGGGCGGACGACUUGCAGGAGGGCAGCGGGCAGGAGGCGUGGGCGGACAGCUCGAAGUACGAGGGCGAGUUCUGCCGCGGCAAGAAGCACGGGCGGGGCACCUUCGUCUGGUCCAACGGCUGCAAGUACGUCGGCGAGUUCGACCAGAACGACAUGCACGGGGAGGGCCACUUCGUGUUCAACGACGGCGGGCGGGGGCGCCUCUGCAGGGCGGCGGCGGGGCACGCGGCUCAGGCCGGUGCCACGGCGACGGACAGCCUGCCCUGGGGCGGUGCGAUCUGCAGGCGGAGGCAGGUGUACGGUCCAGGCGUUGCCGAGGUGCCAGCCGCAUCUGCGGUCAGUUGA
Molecule: messenger RNA, 636 nt
Organism: Prorocentrum cordatum
Lineage: Eukaryota; Dinophyceae; Prorocentrales; Prorocentraceae
Source: the annotation of a GenBank genome assembly